GCGUCCGCUCUCGUCGCGUGUUGUUUGUUUUCAAUUUUCUAGCAUUUGGCUCAGUUUUUCCGACCCUGCUCUUCUAUGAGAUGAACACGUUGUAACGUUGAAGAAGUUUUCCACUGUCAAAACAGACAAUACAACCAUGUACUUACUGUUUUGAUCGAGAAAAGUCGACAGCACCGUGACCGGCGUCAGAGACAGAGCGGCAAUUUUGAACAGCGUGAAUACAGUAAUUGACUGCCGCGAUGAAACUUGCUACAUACAGGGAAAUACUGGAGUAUAUGCACUCUUGUGGUACACGGGAAUGCUUGAAAACAUUAGCCAAGAAAUAUCCCGAACAUUCAUACAAUACCCUUGUAAGUAUAUGUGGUCAGGAUUACCAGAAAAAGACUAGGAAGUCGCAUCACAAGCACCACAAGCCAGAAGUGAUGGAGGAAUAUUAUCAAAGAUAUUUGAGUGGUGUAUGUAAGCCUCACAAAGAACCAGUUCUGUUGCACUUAGCAGAGGAGGUAGACCUGUCACAUUCUCUAUUAGCACGUAUUGUGUUGGAGCGUCAUCUCGCACAUAACAAGUAUGAAGGCAACAAUCAUGAAGAUGAGAUGAGAAGUCGGGGCUAUGAUAAAACUCCUGAUAUUAAAUUAGAAGUCCCAAUUGCUGUUGAUGGACAGGUAGUGAACUGGAUCGAAAGUAAAGCAUCUUUUGGUGAUGAAUACAGUCAUAACACAUACUUGAAAGACCAGUUUUGGAGUUACUGGAACAGAUUUGGUCCUGGCAUGGUAAUAUAUUGGUUUGGUUUUAUUGAAGAGCUUGAUAUCCAUCGUGAUAGGGGAAUUCUUCUAAAAGAGGACUUUCCUGAUGAUGACAUUGUCACUCUGCAAGAUACAUUUAAGUGA
Saccoglossus kowalevskii is the source of this 887-nucleotide messenger RNA. Its product is annotated as CDAN1-interacting nuclease 1-like. Lineage: Eukaryota; Metazoa; Hemichordata; Enteropneusta; Harrimaniidae. The record is from RefSeq and is a predicted model, not a curated record.